Messenger RNA from Serpula lacrymans var. lacrymans S7.9, 558 nucleotides. RefSeq lists its product as uncharacterized. NCBI's taxonomy places the organism in Eukaryota, Fungi, Basidiomycota, Agaricomycetes, Boletales, Serpulaceae. The record is from RefSeq and is a predicted model, not a curated record. The transcript is spliced from 4 exons. Bases 1 to 558 code for a protein of 185 amino acids.
AUGCAUGCAAAUAGGGAAUCUCGGAUGCACCUGCUUGGGUCGUUGCUAAAGCUAAUCAGUAUGCACGAGACGGAGCGCUCGUUCGAGCGUGACAUCAUUCCUAUGGCUCGCGCUGAGGGUUUAGCACUGGCUCCAUGGAACGUUCUAGCAGGUGGAAAGCUGCGUAGCGAUGAAGAGGAGGAGAAACGUAGGCAGACAGGAGAGAAGGGCCGCACACUGACAGGACCGCAGUGGGAGCGAUCUGAGACAGAGAAGGCAAUGUCGAAAGCUCUUGAGAAGGUUGCGGUGGAGAUUGGUGCGAAGCAUAUCACCGCUGUGGCUAUCGCCUACGUGAUGCAGAAGACUCCAUACGUCUUUCCUAUUAUCGGAGGACGGAAGGUGGAACAUCUGCUUUCCAGCAUCGAGGCGCUGAACAUUACGCUGAAGCCCGAACAUCUCACGUACCUGGAGAGCAUCAUUCCCUUUGAUAUUGGGUUCCCUAGUAACUUCAUCGGUGACGGUACAACGUACAAUUUCCUCACGCGAUCUUUUGCAUGGUUGGAUAGAUUGCCUCAGUGA